UUCUGCGCGUCGUAAUUGGCAAAACGCGCGGCAAGAAACUAACCUUCAAAUUGUUCAAACGGUUCGAGGUAUUCGGAGCCGGUGAUUCUACGACACAAUGACAUCCAGCAACGAACAGCCUGUAAAUUUGCCAUGGGUCGAAAAGUAUCGUCCCAAAAGCCUGGACGAGCUUAUUUCUCACGAGACGAUAAUAAAGACGAUAAACAAGUACAUUGAUGAGAAUCAGCUGCCACAUCUUCUUCUGUAUGGACCACCUGGAACAGGAAAGACCAGCACCAUACUGGCGUGUGCUCGUAAACUCUACACUCCAGCUCAGUUCAAUUCGAUGGUGCUAGAAUUAAAUGCUUCCGAUGACAGAGGCAUAGGUAUUGUGCGAGGUCAGAUCCUGAGUUUUGCCAGUACAGGCACCAUGUACAAAUCUAAGUUCAAAUUAAUUAUUCUGGACGAGGCCGACGCUAUGACAAUCGACGCUCAGAAUGCACUCAGGAGAAUUAUUGAAAAAUAUACGGAUAAUGUGCGUUUUUGUAUCAUAUGCAACUACCUCAGCAAAAUCAUCCCAGCUUUGCAGUCUCGUUGCACCAGGUUUAGGUUUUUACCUCUUGCAGCGGAGCAAAUAAUGCCAAGACUGAAUCAUGUCAUUGAAGCGGAGAAAUUACAAGUUACGGAGAAUGGAAAAGAAGCGUUAAUGACCUUGAGCGGCGGCGACAUGAGGAAAGUAAUAAGCGUGCUUCAAAGUACGUGGUUUGCUUAUGGUGCUGUGAACGAAGAAAAUGUAUAUAAUUGCGUUGGACAUCCAUUACCAAGCGAUAUAAAUAGUAUUGUAAACUGGCUGCUGAACGAUUCCUACGACACAUGCUACAAGAAGAUUCAACAGCUGAAGUUAAAUAAAGGACUUGCGCUGCAAGAUAUAUUAACAGAAAUUCACUCGUGUGUAGUUAAAAUUGAUUUUCCAGAUCCGAUAUUUAUCGAUUUACUAUGCAAAAUGGCAGAGAUAGAGAAAAGAUUAGCUUCCGGAUGUCGCGAUGCUAUUCAAGUAAAUUCUCUCAUAUCUGCAUUCUACAAAGUUCGCGAUAUCGAAACGUGAUAUCUUGUAUCAUGUGAGAUAAUUGAAAGAUAUUCUAUUUUGUCAUCAAAUCAAAAAAUACUGAGUAUUAUUUCUUAAAAUAAAAACUUGUUCGUCGUAUAUUUAUGCAUAUUACAUUAGUAACAUGUAAAUAAUGAAAGUAUUUUUAAUAUUUUAAAAUACAAAUACGAGUAAAUGAAUUUUUAAGCAUCUCCCGCA
Messenger RNA from Solenopsis invicta (red fire ant), 1282 nucleotides. RefSeq names its product replication factor C subunit 5 (gene RfC3). The transcript is spliced from 8 exons. Gene Ontology annotation, cellular component: DNA replication factor C complex; nucleus. Lineage: Eukaryota; Metazoa; Arthropoda; Insecta; Hymenoptera; Formicidae. Gene Ontology annotation, molecular function: DNA clamp loader activity; ATP binding; ATP hydrolysis activity. The coding region runs from base 98 to 1084 and encodes 328 amino acids. The record is from RefSeq and is a predicted model, not a curated record. Gene Ontology annotation, biological process: DNA repair; DNA-templated DNA replication.